This is a messenger RNA of Lachancea meyersii CBS 8951, 582 nucleotides long. The record is from the annotation of a GenBank genome assembly. NCBI's taxonomy places the organism in Eukaryota, Fungi, Ascomycota, Saccharomycetes, Saccharomycetales, Saccharomycetaceae.
AUGUCGAAUAUAGCCUCAAGGUCUGAUCAGAUUGGCGAUGUAGCUUCACCUCAGCCAACGCCGUCGCGAUACUGGACCGAUCCAAGAGUGCUCUCAGAGUACCUUCAACUGAUAUUUAAUGCUGUAGUAGUAUCCGGUGUUCUCUACUUGUGCGUCAGGUUUGUGCAGCUGAUAAACCGAGAUGUAGACAAGAAGCUACAGGUCCAAGCAGCAGCAGCAGUAAGGACAGUUGUGGAAUGCAGAAAUAAAUACGUUAAAAAUCGAUGUCAGCCUGAUCAAAGAGCGCCAUGGCUGGAAUCGCAGUGUCUGUACUGGUCUCGAUGCAUGAAUCAAGAGGUGCCCGAGGCCACGGACCCUCAACGCUCAGCCGUAGUAUGGGCUGAAACGCUGGCCGAGAUAAUAAACGGAUUUCUCAAGCCCAUAAGUGUGAAAUCGCUAAGCAUCCUUCUAAUCAGCACAUGCGGAAUCAUCAUUGUUUCCAACAUGGCUUUCAAAACCUACAGAGUCAGCUACGAACCGAUCACUACCAGCAUUGGCAGAAGUGGACUAAACACUGCGGAAUCACCGCGUCUAAAUAAUUAG